AUGUCUGAUGUAAUAGUAAAUGAUUCUGUACCAGUUGAUAAAAAAAUUGGAGAAUUAAUAAAAUACAACAUAUUUAUAAUGAAAAUAGUGGAAUUUGUAAUAUCAUUGCUCCUCAUGUUUUUGCCAUUUAUUCUGGCAAACCCGAGAACAUUUCACUGCUUAGCCGUAGCCCCUACGCUUGUAUUGUCCGUGAUAUUCAUUGUACUUUACCUUGUGGACCAAGUGCACAACUUGGCCGAACAGUUGUACCUUCUGAUACAAAUAAUUUUGAAUAUAGCUGCUGUAAUAACUAUAAUAACGUCUGAAAAAUCCACAUUUGUUUUGUAUGGAUUGUUUUACUGUCAUUUACUUUUAGCGUUAUGUGUUGACCAGUACUUUGUAUUUAAAGAAAGAGGUUGUGUACUAAUAAAGGACAAACAAUGAUCUUUCUAGAAAUAUUCAAUUUAUCAUAAUUUCUAAAUUAUAUUAAUGUAUGUAUGAUUGUAUGAUAAACUUUUCUCUGCCUUAAUAUUUUGAUACGAAAUUACAAGAGUAGCAUUUGUUAAUAUUGUAUAUUUAUAAAGUCUUAAUUUUAGGUAGUGGCUCUGCUUCUAAAUAUAAUAGCUUAUGUUGUGCCACCUGUGGAGAUCUGGCACUGUUUGAUUUCGGGAUCCACUGUUAUGCUGUCUGCUUAUUUUGUGGUGCUGUAUGUAGUUGAUCAAAUCCAAUACGAGGCAGAGACAUAUUACAUUAUAAUUGAAAUUGUAUUAAUUUUAAUAGCCUUGCUAAAUUUAAUAUUAGUUGGUAAAAUUAUUGGUACAAUAUAUGCAAUGUUCUAUGUUGAUUUGAUACUUGUGUUCUUGCUCGAUUUGAUUUGUAUACGCAGGGA
This is a messenger RNA of Aricia agestis (brown argus), 868 nucleotides long. RefSeq lists its product as uncharacterized. The transcript has 3 exons. The record is from RefSeq and is a predicted model, not a curated record. The coding region runs from base 1 to 423 and encodes 140 amino acids. Lineage: Eukaryota; Metazoa; Arthropoda; Insecta; Lepidoptera; Lycaenidae.